Molecule: messenger RNA, 2314 nt
Organism: Alexandromys fortis (reed vole)
Lineage: Eukaryota; Metazoa; Chordata; Mammalia; Rodentia; Cricetidae
Gene: Amt
Product: aminomethyltransferase
Exons: 9
Coding region: 295-1503 (402 amino acids)
Biological process (GO): glycine catabolic process
Cellular component (GO): mitochondrion
Molecular function (GO): aminomethyltransferase activity; protein binding
Source: RefSeq, a predicted model, not a curated record
AUUUGCAGAACUUUGACCUGGAGGCUGGGAGUUCUAACCCCCUAGUUCUGGUUCUAGGCAGCAUAUUCUGUUCUGAACUGCCUGACUUGCUUUUAUUAGCUAAAGGAAGAGCCUGAGGCCAUCGGGAGUCAACGCCCCGUUCUAAAUCCCAGCCUGCCCUGUGGGCUUCCCACACCCCUUCCCAUCCUCUGGGAGCUAGAAAGACCUGUCCAAACAGGGGUUUGGACUACAUCUCCCAGAGUGCCUGGCAGAGUAGUGGCCUCGGUGUGCCGGCUGCACCAGUUGCCGGUGACAAUGCAGCGGACAGCGAGUGUGGUGGCUCUGGGUUUUCGCCUGCAGGCACAACCCUUGGUCCAGAGCCGCCCACUCAGUUGUGUACAGGAUGUGCUCCGCAGGACUCCACUGUAUGACUUCCACCUGGCCCAUGGAGGAAAAAUGGUGGCGUUUGCAGGGUGGAGUCUACCUGUUCAAUACCGGGACAGUCACGUUGUUUCACACCUGCAUACACGCCAGCACUGUUCUCUCUUCGAUGUGUCCCACAUGCUGCAGACCAAGAUAUUUGGUCGUGACCGAGUGAAGCUGAUGGAGAGUAUAGUGGUUGGAGAUAUUGCGGAACUAAAGCCUAACCAGGGCAUACUGUCACUGUUUACCAAUGAAGCUGGAGGCAUCCUAGAUGACUUGAUCGUGACCAAUACUUCGGAGGGGCACCUGUAUGUAGUGUCCAAUGCUGGCUGCUGGGACAAGGACUUAGCUCUCAUGCAGGACAAGGUCAAGGAGUUCCAGAACAGGGGCAGUGAUGUAGGCCUGGAGGUGAUAGAUAAUGCCCUGUUAGCUCUGCAAGGACCUGCUGCAGCACAAGUGCUACAGGCUGGUGUGACAGAUGAUUUGAGGAAACUGCCCUUCAUGACCAGUGCUGUGAUGGAGGUGUUUGGUGUGGCUGGCUGUCGCGUGACCCGCUGUGGCUACACAGGAGAAGAUGGUGUGGAGAUCUCAGUGCCAGCAGUAGGGGCAGUCCACUUGGCAACUGCUCUGCUGAAAAACCCAGAGGUGAAGCUGGCAGGACUAGCAGCUAGAGAUAGCCUGCGCCUGGAGGCAGGCCUCUGUCUGUAUGGGAAUGACAUUGAUGAACAUACUACACCUGUGGAGGGCAGCCUCGGCUGGACACUGGGGAAGCGGCGCCGAACUGCUAUGGACUUCCCAGGAGCCAAAAUCAUUGUGCCCCAGCUGAAGGGCGAGGUGCAGAAGAGACGUGUGGGGUUGAUAUGUGAAGGGGCUCCAAUGAGAGCUCACAGCCCUAUCCUGAGCACAGAAGGCACUGUGAUUGGCACAGUGACCAGUGGCUGCCCUUCACCCAGCCUGAAGAAGAAUGUGGCAAUGGGAUAUGUGCCAUUCAAAUACAGUCGGCCAGGGACACAGCUGCUGGUGGAGGUUCGGCGGAAGCAACAAAUGACAGUGGUUAGCAAAAUGCCCUUUGUGCCCACGAACUACUACACUCUCAAGUGAAGAUGACCCAUGGGAAAGCAGUUCCCUCCAGGAGUCUUGCCCUAGAAGGCAUUCUACAGUGCUUAGUCAGGACAGAAGUAGAACUCACAGGGGAGGGUGGAAGCUGAAUGUGGUCUGAUUAGGGUGGGGAGAGCAUCCCAUCUAUUCUCCUUCCCCACCAAGCUAUCCUAACUUUAGGGCCUGAUUUUUAAAUGACAAAUCACCUUACUUAAUGUCCUAUUUUAGUCUGCAAUCCCACUAACCUUAUUCUGCCAGGGGCUGGCCAGAGAACAAAUGUCUGCCUUUGUGUGGAGGAUACCUGCCCAACCUACCUCACGAUGGUUUCUCUAAUUUCAAAGGGCUAUUACUGUGGGCAGUGUGAGCUUAGGUGCCUUCCACUUUGCUCUCCAUGAAUGCAUACUCUGCCUUUCCUCGGAUAAAAAUGACUCCUGACUCAGUGUCGGGUGAGUUGUUCCUGUGUGCAAACUUAGGGAUGGUUAAGCAAACACAGACUCACCCUUCCACAUUCCCUAGUCAACUCAACCUGCUGUGCAGCAGCAAGACAUGGUAGAUUGGGUACUUGUUGUGAAUAACUAUUUUACUAACUCUUGAAAAAAAAUUAAAGUUUCCUUCUGGGGCUGGAGAGAGGGCUCAGUGGUUAAGAGCACAUGCUGUUCUUCCAGAGGACCCAGGUUCAAUUCCCAGCACCCACACAACAGCUCACAACUGUCUGUGAUCCAGCUCAAGGUGAUUUGACACCCUCACACAGAUAUGAAUGCAUGCAAAACACCAAUGCACACAAAAAUAAAUAAGAAAAUUUUCUUUCUUCCUA